AUGGUUCGUGGUGACUAUGAUUCCAUCCAUCCAUGCAUGCAUCCUCCUUCUAACAAGUCUUUCCGCACCAAGCGUAUUCUUGGCAAGAAGCUGAAGCAGAACAGACCCCUUCCUAACUGGAUCCGUUUCCGCACUGACAACACCAUCCGGUACAACUCCAAGCGUCGUAACUGGCGCCGCACCAAGCUCAACAUCUAA
Molecule: messenger RNA, 198 nt
Organism: Batrachochytrium dendrobatidis JAM81
Lineage: Eukaryota; Fungi; Chytridiomycota; Chytridiomycetes; Rhizophydiales
Product: ribosomal 60S subunit protein L39
Exons: 3
Coding region: 1-198 (65 amino acids)
Biological process (GO): translation
Cellular component (GO): cytosolic large ribosomal subunit; ribosome
Molecular function (GO): structural constituent of ribosome
Source: RefSeq, a predicted model, not a curated record